Scatophagus argus is the source of this 3093-nucleotide messenger RNA. RefSeq names its product serine (or cysteine) peptidase inhibitor, clade H, member 2 (gene serpinh2). Gene Ontology annotation, biological process: negative regulation of endopeptidase activity; collagen fibril organization. The record is from RefSeq and is a predicted model, not a curated record. Gene Ontology annotation, molecular function: serine-type endopeptidase inhibitor activity. The coding region runs from base 406 to 1671 and encodes 421 amino acids. NCBI's taxonomy places the organism in Eukaryota, Metazoa, Chordata, Actinopteri, Scatophagidae. Gene Ontology annotation, cellular component: endoplasmic reticulum. The transcript has 6 exons.
UCGGGGUUUGCUAAUCAGAGGGGAAAGGUCACGCAGGUGUGUCAGGAAGUGAGCUUCUGCCUUCGUAGCGGAUAAUAGAAAAUAUUAUGCCGAGUUAGAGCGCAAUAAAGAAAACCAAAAGAGUGACGCGAGAGGAAAGUUCUCACCAAAACUGACUGGAACUUUUUUGUUGUUGUUUUUUUCUUUUUUUUUACUGCUUGUCACCGUGGUAGAAAAUGCGGUUACGUGACUGAUGAGCUCGAUGUGGCCUAUGGUGAAUACAGCACGUCUAAAAGAAUGUCCUGUCACGACUCACGGCCGUAAUAAUUAAGACUCUUCAAAAAAAAUCCCCAACCUUUUAUUUCUGGAAAAAAUGAAAACAAAAUUGAAGAAACUGGACCCAAUUUGAAGAGACCAAGAUCUGCCAUGUUGCCCAAGCUUCCUUUCUAUAUCCUUUUCUCUUUGCGAGCUGCUCUCCUGGUGCAGGGCAACACUACUGAUUCGUCUAAGAAGAGCCCAGCUGCCAUAGCCAGCCCUCCACCGCGCCCGCCUCCUCCCCUGGGUGACCCCAGCUGGGCUCUGGGUCUCCGUCUCUACCAGGCCUUCCGCUCUGACUCAAGCUCAGUGAAUACACUUCUCUCCCCUUUGCUUGUGGCCUCCUCGCUUGGAGCACUAGGUGAAGGAUCAGCAGGCACCACUGCCAGCCAGCUCCAUGACCUCCUCAAGUCCUCACCCCCCACCAAGGCUAGAGACCAUGCUGGGGAGUUUCUCUCUGGGUCAUUGAAGAGCUUCAUUGAAGCCAAUGGGACCAGCUUUCAUCUACACACAUCCUCUGCUCUGUUUUCCAAGGAAGCUCCUCCAGUCAGCAAGGUGUUUGUGAAGGAUAGCCAGGCCAGGUUCAAGUUGCAGCAUCUGCCACUGGGGAAAGGAGACUCUAAGGCUGACCUCAAGCAGCUCCAUGGCUGGGCUAAAGCUGGGCUCGGUGGGCAGGAGGGAGCUCCUUUAGCAGCUGAAAUCCAGGCUAAAGCUGGAGCCCUGAUACUGACCAAUGCUCUGCGCUUCACAGGGUUAUGGGAGAGAGAGUUCAGUGAGGAGAACACAGAUCUUCGUACCUUCCUGGGGAAGAAGUACACCAAAGUGAUAAUGAUGCACAGAGCAGGUUUGUACCGUUACCACGAAGACAUGGAAAACAUGGUGCAGGUUCUGGAGGCACCUCUGUGGGGAAGUAAAGCCAGCGUGGUGCUCCUGCUUCCUUUCCACGUUGAGAGUCUGGUGAGGCUGGAUAAACUUCUGACCCUCGAGCUGCUGUCCAAAUGGCUGGAGAAGGCCAAUAUCACCAGUGUGAGCAUCUCGAUGCCCAAGGCGAACAUCACCAGCGCACUUAGUCUGCAGAAACAGUUGUCUGCUCUGGGCUUGACUGAUGCCUGGGACCAGAAAGUGGCCGAUUUCUCUGGGGUGUCAGACAAGAGCAAGGGGAAACUCCACCUGAGCGCAGUCCUCCAGUGGGCCUCGAUGGAGUUGACUGCUCAAGCUGGAAAAGGAGAGCUGGAGGAGGAGAACGUAGAAAAGCCCAAGAUGUUCUACGCCGAUCACCCCUUCAUCAUCUUUGUUCGAGACAAUGCUACUGGAGCCCUGCUGCUGAUGGGAGCUCUGGACCAUGCAGAAGGAGAAGCCCUCCAUGAUGAACUGUAACACCCUCUAACAUAUAUCCUUUUUUCCUCUUUUUUUUUUUUUUUUUGCUCUGUCUCUUCCACACUCCACACUUUUCUAAGUUGAGACAUUGUCAUUCACUGUGGCACACUAUCACGUCAGACUACAGCUGGCUGUCACACAUUGACACUGCACAGUCUCGAGUUGACUGACACUGACACUGCCUUACCCGACACUUACACAGUCACACACACACAUACCGACACCGACAUGGCAUACAUAAAUGAAGAUACUGUAAGAGACAUUACUAAAGUUGACGGAUACAGAAAACUUCAGACUCUCUGCGCUUUCUCUCUCCCACGCAUGUGCACCCACACACACACACACACACAUGCAAGGCCCCAGUGAUCAACGCGAAACAAAAUGACAAACAAGAGUGUGCUGACAAACACUAACAUGCUGACAAGCAGAAGUGGUUACACUGGCACAACACUUGCGGCAGCAUCAACAAAGAACUUUAACGAAGUGAGGCACGCAGUGACACUUGAAUCCUCCCUGUCAGGCAAACACCAGGGCAGGUGUUUGUGUGUGUGUGUGUGUGUGUGUGUGUGUGUGCGCGUGCGUGUGUGCUUGCACAUGGUGACUAACAGAUCAAGGGUGCCCAUGAGGCAGCUCUUGGAGCUGGCAGGGACCUGUGGCGGCGUCCCCUGGGCUACAUCUGUGGAAGACUGAUGGAUCGGCCAAGUGCUUAUUGAUGAGCCAGCUUAAUGCUAAUGGCCGUAAUGAGUCAAAACGCUUGUCAACAACACGGGGAGGACAGGGGAACCUUUUAAUCUCUUAAUACCAUCAGGGAUCAAUGACCCCGUGAUGCCGCUGGAAGCAAACAUCUGACUGACAUCGCUUGACUUAAAUGUAACGACUUAAUGUUUAGGAUGAUUACAGCUAUUCAAGUAGCUAUUGAUUUCCAUUUGUAUAUGUGUUUUUAAAGCCUCAGAGUGGAUGGUUGAGAUAUGAAUGAACUUCAGUAGCUACUGCAUGUUUGAUAUGAGAAUUUUAAAAAAUGUCUGCUCGAGCCACAGUGUAGUUAUCAGUCUCUUUACCCGAUCUUGAUACAAACCAGUCACUGAAACAUGUACUAUUAAUAUAUAAUACAUGUGGACUGCCACAGCUUCAUCUUUAGUGACAGCACUGAUUCAGGCUAAGACCGGAGGCCUUUUUUUUUUUUUUUCUCCUCUGCACAGAAAUGUGUUGGCUGACAUUGAGCCUCAAGGGUGCGUGGAAGCCGAUUUAAAGCCCUGAACUAGCAUCAGUCAUUGCAUUUUGAGGGACAACACAUGAUAGUCUUGAAAGUGCAGCAACAACUAUGUCAACACACUCAUUUCCCAACAAACAGACAAGGUUAAAUAUGUUUCUUCCACUUCUACCAACGCAUAACUGAGAAAUAAAAUAUGAGUCAACAAAAAA